AUGCUUACUAAGAAGGUUCUGGCUUUAUUCCCAUCUUCACAAGGUUUGGAGGUUACUUGGUCAUCUGUUGUCAAAAUCGGGCAAUCUUUAUAUCGUGAGGGACCUGGUAAAGAUCCAUUUAGACCUGACCAGAAGACACCUGUGAAGAAUUUCUUCCUUGCUGGCUCAUAUACAAAACAGGAUUAUAUAGACAGCAUGGAAGGGGCAACUUUGUCAGGCAGGCAAGCUUCGGCAUUUAUAUGUGAUGCUGGGGAAGAGUUGGUGGCGUUACGAAAGGAGCUUGCAGCUAGUGAAUGCAAAGAACUAAAGGAAGCUUCUUACAACGCUGACAAGUUGAGUCUAGUCUGA
Messenger RNA from Ilex paraguariensis (yerba mate), 348 nucleotides. NCBI's taxonomy places the organism in Eukaryota, Viridiplantae, Streptophyta, Magnoliopsida, Aquifoliales, Aquifoliaceae. The record is from the annotation of a GenBank genome assembly.